Fusarium musae is the source of this 1083-nucleotide messenger RNA. RefSeq lists its product as uncharacterized. Bases 1 to 1083 code for a protein of 360 amino acids. The record is from RefSeq and is a predicted model, not a curated record. Lineage: Eukaryota; Fungi; Ascomycota; Sordariomycetes; Hypocreales; Nectriaceae. The transcript has a single exon.
AUGGCAGAGAUCCUUGGGGUCGCGGCGUCGGCGACCCAGCUUGGUGUAGCUUGCUUUUCUCUUAUAGAUGUCAUUAGAAAGAUAAAAGGGAGUGCUUCGACGCUGAAACGAUAUCAUGAGCAGCUCCAAGAACUUCAGAACCUUUCUACCAGCAUAUCUGAGAACCCCCUUCUUCAAACCCCUGAGAUUGGUACACAGACUGAUGCUCUUCUUUUCAUAAUCAACAACAACUGCCUCAAUUCUUUGCUUCGCAAGGGGCGAGUACUCCGAUCCUGGGGCUUCUUGUACAGAGAACAAGAUCUUCUCGAUAUCUUUGUCAGACUUGAGAGACAGAAGAGCAACCUGUCACUGGCAAUUGAGCAAAUACAGUCCAAGGCCUUGUAUCAGAUUCAGACCGACAUCCAGAUCAUGUCCGAGAAGAGACCACUGGACUAUACUACCUCCAUAUCCUCUUCUGAAACUAUUUCGGGCCCUCUUGUUUCGCCCGAAAGUACAGAAACUACACAUUCGCCAAGUGUCCCACGUAUCCCCCCUGAUCUCCAGUCUCUACAUCACUACGGCCGCUACGUACAAUCUUUCUUGCCGCCCAACAUGGCUACGAACCCAUUUUCAGACCAGCGUUCCUAUUCCUAUCCCAACGCUUCGACCGGUUUCCCUGACCAUCAGUCUGCCUCCCAGCCCGAACAGCCGAGCGACCAUUCCCAUAGAUACAGCAUGGGAACAUACUACAUCAACGCAGUUGCUGGUCCAGGUCAUGAUCAGUUCAACGGAGAUUUGUUCCAGGGCGAUGGCAAGCUAUCAAAGGAAAUCGAAAAGAACAGGCCAGGACGCAAGGACACAACCCCAAAGUUCCACGAGGGACCUCGCAAGUUCGGAGCUGGAAACCAGUACAACGGUGGAAAGUACGAGUUUGAAGGGGAUAUCGAUGGUGCUACUGUAUCCGAUCUAAAUGGCCAUGUGUUCCUGAAUCCUCUAACCGCGCCCUAUCCUCCUGCUGACCCAGGUGAUGUCCGCUAUGGCGCCCAGUACAACGGUCAUGUUAUCAGCCAGAAGCACGUUGAGGAUCCGGAAAAGCAGGAGUGA